AAUGUGAGCUACUGUGAAGUAUACAAAAAUAAAAGUAAACUCAAAUUGUUCAGUGUCAUUAUCACAGUAAUUGACACACCACUGAUAACUUUGCUCCUGCAAAUAAUCCAUAUCAUUUGCAAAUAUGUGAGAAAUAUAGCAAAAUUACAGUCGGCCUCUUUGUGAUCCUGCUUCGUUUGAAUUGUUUACUUGCUACAUCACAGUCACGCUCUGAUUCGCUGCUGAAUAACGAAUAAGAGUGCUCUCUUCAUCCGAUGGCUGGUACUGGGGAAAGGGUUAAAUUAUUUUAGUAUCAUGUGAAAUUACAAUAACAUAACAGACAUUGGUAGAGAGAGAGAGAGAGAGAGAGAGAGAGUUCCUUGGAAGAGAAGUUUAGCCGGAAAUCUGGAUUGCGCAAUAAACUCUGUCACGUUGUGUGGGAUUCUCAGUGGUUAAAAGGGAAAGUCGUCCACUGUUAGAAGCACGCCACACACUCCACACAACAGCUUCAAUCUGCACAGAAACCAAUCAGUAAGAUGAAGUUGAGCGUUUCAGCCUUCAUGCUUCUGAUCUGCACGACUGCACUGCUGUGCACCAAUGAGGGUCAACCUCGACCUCCACCGCAGCACUGUCAGUGUAUUAAAACUCAUUCACGACCACAAAUUCCUGAACGACAAUUACUCGCACUAAAGGUGAUUCCUGCUGGACCACACUGCAGAAAUGAGCAGAUCAUUGCCACACUGAAGAAUGAACAGAUUUGUCUCAGUCCUACAGAGAACUGGGUGAUGUCCCUCAAGAAUCGAGCUCGAACCCUGUCGUCGUGGUCAAUUCCUCUGCGUUUUAAGUCCACCAACAUACAUGACAAGCUAACGGGACAAACUGGUUACAGGGGGAAAGCCGUCCACACUGAGAUAAGCAGUCAGCUAUUUGAAAAGGUAGUAAAGCUAGAAGAGAAAGCAGAGACACAAGAGUGUGCGCCAAAAAGUACAAAUGCUCAGACAGACGAACUUUUGCUGUCUUGCAACCGCUCCUGCCUUCUGCAGAACUGGCACAUACAUCGUCGUAUGGACUAUCACAAGUGCUGCCAUGAUGCCUCCACCUAACACUACACGCAAAUAUACUUAAUUGAAAAUGAAUUAUACACAUAGACAUCACCUUAUUAAUGUUAUUUUACCUCUGGUUAACAUUUAUUGUUAUAUAACUGUUUUUCCUUUAUUAAUA
Molecule: messenger RNA, 1200 nt
Organism: Danio aesculapii
Lineage: Eukaryota; Metazoa; Chordata; Actinopteri; Cypriniformes; Danionidae
Product: interleukin-8-like
Exons: 6
Coding region: 516-1082 (188 amino acids)
Biological process (GO): cellular response to lipopolysaccharide; antimicrobial humoral immune response mediated by antimicrobial peptide; chemokine-mediated signaling pathway
Cellular component (GO): extracellular region
Molecular function (GO): chemokine activity; CXCR chemokine receptor binding
Source: RefSeq, a predicted model, not a curated record